UUGUUUUCCAGGGGACUGGCCAGCAGUAUGUCUAAGAACCGGGACACAGCUGUGGUGACAGUAGGCUUCGGCCAGGGUAGUAAGGUGGAUAGUGUGCCCAUGGACAGCCGGAUGACCCACAUCCCAGAGGCCUUGACUGGGCAGCGGGGUCCAGGCAAACCCCAGUCUUCAGGCCCGAGGCAUGGACGUCUGAUGCACCAGAGCACCUUGUCACUAGGGGACCCACAGGGAUCUGGGACCAGCUACACAACCACACACACUCAGAGUUACUGUGGGCGGGAGGCCGAUGGCCAACCUCUGCUCUUCUUUCCCCGAGAUCCCGCCUACCCCUCCCAGCACACCAGUCAGCUGAACCUGAGUCACACAUCCACCAGCCAAUCACAGACACACAGCAGAGACAUCCAUAACCCCAAAGACAUCAUCCCGUUCAAUGUUCUUCAUAGGCUGGGUCAGAGUAAUUGGUCUCGUAAUCGCGAGGGCGAGGCCAUGAGAGAGGUGACCAAUCCCAAGGAGCCCACCCCCUACUGGACGACCUAUCGCAGUGAGCACAGGAGUCCUAGCCCCUCUCCCUCACCACACGACCCCAAUGGUAGACCCACACUGUGGCAUCAACAUGAUAUACUGACAGGUGAGACCAGGACUCCAGCAGGUCCAGGUAACCCUAGGAGACAGUCUGGAGAGAGAGUCCUGUGGGCAACACGACGCUGGGAGACGGACUGCUGUUCCCUCCGACUCUACUAAACACACAAUUCAACUGUUAUUGUCCUGCUGAAAGGUGAAUUCAUCUCCCAGUGUCUGGUGGAACACAGACUGAACCAGGUUUUCCUCUAGGAUUGUGCCUGUACUUUGCCCCAAACAAACAUUAAAACUUCAUAUUCAGGACAAAAAGUGAAUUGAUUUGCCACAUUUUUUGCACUAUUACUUUAGUGGAUUGCUGUGUUGUUUAGGUCAGUUUUCUCCUAUCACAGCCAUUAAACUAACGGUUUUAAAUAUCA
Molecule: messenger RNA, 995 nt
Organism: Oncorhynchus nerka (sockeye salmon)
Lineage: Eukaryota; Metazoa; Chordata; Actinopteri; Salmoniformes; Salmonidae
Exons: 5
Coding region: 28-741 (237 amino acids)
Source: RefSeq, a predicted model, not a curated record